AUGGCAACCAAGGAGAUUCCGGCAAUUUCGGUGGGCAGCAGGGUCAGCAAGGACAAAGCGGAUCAGGAAGUAGUCAGGGUGGUCCAGGAAGCAGCCAAGGUGGUCCAGGAAGCAGCCAAGGCGGUCCAGAGGGAAACAACAGUCAAGGUCCUCAACGCUACCGACGCGACAACCAAGAAAAUGGACCAGGUAACAGUGACAGCCAGAGCGGCCCUGGAGAACAAGGAGGUCAGUCUAAUUUUGAAGGAAGUCAAGGAGGCUUUGGUGGACAGAACAGUAGCCAAAGCGGCGGUGACGGAUUUGGUGGGCAACAAGGCCAACAAGGACAAGACGGCACCGAAAAUGUCCAGAGUGGACCAGGAGGAAAUAACAACCAAGGAAACGAACAGCGCUCACGUCGUUCUCCAAGCGGACACGGCGGCAACAAGAACGGUAACGGACAAAAUCAAGGAGGAAAUGGAGAGGGACAGGAAGGCCAGAGCGCUAACCAAGGUGGUCAGCAAGAGAGUAGUGAAUUUGGUGGCGAAGGAGGUCCUGGCGGCCCGGGAGGAUUUGGUCAGGGAGUAUCCGGAGGCCCAGGAGGAAUUGGCCAAGGCGGGCCUGGAGGAUUUGGACAAGGUGGUCCUGGUGGCCAAGGAGGAUUUGGUCAAGGAGUAUCCGGAGGCCCAGGAGGAUUUGGCCAAGGUGGUCCCGGUGGCCCAGGAGGAUUUAGCCAAGGUGGUCCCGGUGGCCCAGAAAGAUUUGGCCAAGGUGGUCCCGGUGGCCCAGGAGGAUUUGGACAAGGAGUAUCCGGAGGCCCAGGAGGAUUUGGACAAGGUGGACCUGAAGGAUUCGGACCAGGACAAAGCGGUGUCCAAGGAGGUUCUGGUGGAUUUGGUGGCCCACAAUCAAGCCAGCAAUAACCUAUCACUUUAA
Messenger RNA from Bursaphelenchus xylophilus (pine wood nematode), 915 nucleotides. The record is from the annotation of a GenBank genome assembly. NCBI's taxonomy places the organism in Eukaryota, Metazoa, Nematoda, Chromadorea, Rhabditida, Aphelenchoididae.